AUGACACUUCGGACUUUUGAUAUCAACAAGCCUAAAACAUGGCAUUUAGCAGCGACGAUUGACAAUGAGUUACAAGAAAUGAUAGAAAAUGGGACAAAGGGGAGGUUCACUGGCGAUGCCGAGGACCUUACCCUAGCGCAAACGCGAGCCAAGUUUGACAGUCUCUUCCAGCAGGAUGCUGAUGUUCUUCGCUCGAAAAUGCAAGAUGAGGUGUCUGAGCAAGAGAUUCACAUUCCUGUCAGGGAUGGAUUCAAAGUCCGAGCGCUUGUUUAUCGUCGCAAGACUGACCAGUCGAAGACGGAUCGACCACUUGUAGUGCUUAUUCAUGGCGGAGGCUUCAUUCUAGGCAACGCAGAGAUGGAGAUGCCAACCUGUGUUGAAGCGGUCCGAAGAUACGAUUGCGUCGCGGUGAGCUUGGAGUAUCGACUUUCUCCAGAAGUCAAGUUUCCAGUUGCAUAUAACGAUUGCUGGGACGCUCUCACAUGGCUAUCCAAGAACGCGACCACUCUUCAAGCUGACCCAACGCGUGGCUUUGUCUUUGGUGGGACUUCGGCUGGUUCACAUCUCAGCAUCCCCUUGGCUCACCAAGCUCGGGACGAAAAGCUCUCACCUCCACUCACUGGGCUAUACCACUCCGUUCCGCCUGCUCUGAUGCCACAAGCACUUACUGACAAGUAUAAACCUCUCUACAACAGUAGAGAACAGCUUAAGGAUGGUAUGGCACUCACUGCAAAGUCUACAGAGGUUUAUGACAAGGCUGUCGAGCCAGACUUCGCUUCGCCGCUUUGGAAUCCGCUCCUUUGGCCAACUGGACAUACAGGCUUGCCCCCAUCGUUCUUCCAAAUCUGUGGGGCUGACCUGUUGAGGGACGAGGCAUUGAUUUACGAAAGGGAACUUCGACUCGAGGGCGGCGUUAAAACUAAGGCGGUUGUGUACGAGGGGUUGCCGCAUGUUUUUUGGUAUGAUUACCCGACUCAUAGUGCAAGCGCCAGGUUUGCCAAGGACGCGGUUGAUGGUUUGGGAUGGCUACUUGGUCGGGAGAAGUAG
Fusarium oxysporum Fo47 is the source of this 1047-nucleotide messenger RNA. RefSeq names its product Alpha/Beta hydrolase protein. The transcript is spliced from 3 exons. Bases 1 to 1047 code for a protein of 348 amino acids. Gene Ontology annotation, molecular function: hydrolase activity. Lineage: Eukaryota; Fungi; Ascomycota; Sordariomycetes; Hypocreales; Nectriaceae. The record is from RefSeq and is a predicted model, not a curated record.